Stegodyphus dumicola is the source of this 1197-nucleotide messenger RNA. RefSeq names its product oplophorus-luciferin 2-monooxygenase non-catalytic subunit-like. Lineage: Eukaryota; Metazoa; Arthropoda; Arachnida; Araneae; Eresidae. Gene Ontology annotation, cellular component: plasma membrane. The record is from RefSeq and is a predicted model, not a curated record. Gene Ontology annotation, molecular function: protein binding.
UCAAAAUAGUGAAAAUACUAGUUAAAAUUUAAAAUGAUGCGCAUUGUUUUGGUUUUGAGUGCGAUUCUAAGUCUAGCAUCAUGUUGUCCACCAGCUGAGUCACUACAUCCAUGCACUUGUGAGGCUGAUGAUUCUAGCUUUAUUGAAGAAGUAACCUGUUUUAGCCUCGAAAAUGAAAUUGAUCUGAAGAACGCAGCAGCAGCUUGCAAAAAUAGGCCCAUUAUACAGAAUUUCAAGAUCAUUGAUUCGGCGUUGAAUUACAUUCCUGACUCAACUUUCGAAGGCACUUUUUUUAGAGUAAUAGAAAUAAAGGGUACUACACUAGUUUCAAUAGGUGAGAAGGAAAAAGCUUUUGCAGGUUUGGAACAUACUUUGAAUACAUUAGCAUUGAGAAAAAACGUGUUUAUGGGACCAUGGAACUGGUCAGCUUUGAAAGGUCUAAAAAGCUUGAACUUUUUAAUGUUCAAUGAAAUGGAACUUCAGUCAAUUGAAACAGAUAUUGAAAGGAUUAGCUUUCUGAAUGGUGUAGAUUUAUCAAAGAACGAGAUCUCGUGGAUAGAUGAGCAGGCUUUUAGUAAAUUUUGGAACAUGACAUACCUUAUUCUUGCUGAAAAUGGAAUUAAAGAUGUGAAGAGGAGUAUGUUUCCUAACCCAGCUUCUAUGCUUAAACUUAUCAGUUUGAGAGAUAAUCAAAUUGAAACUCUUCCAAAUGAUAUGUUUCAAGAAAUGCCUAAACUUGAAACUUUUCUGAUCGCCCAUAACCACAUUUUGACUCUAGAUGAGAAAACAUUUUCAUCAAUCUGGAAGCAGCUUGGCUUCUUAGAUUUGGAAGAUAAUCAUCUUGCAUGUGAUUGCAGAAUUUCCUGGAUAAUAAAUACGAAAUUUCCAAGAGCUACAGUGGGAUUUUGUUCUGAACCACCUCACCUGGAAGGGAAGAAUUUGACGAAGCUUUCGGCAAAAGACCUGUGGUGUUUCAUGUAAAAUGUUUAUUAUGAAUUGGUACUUUUAUACGUAUCUUGAAUAUUGACAGAAGAAAGAUAAAAGGUUUAUGCAAGCAUCUUGUAAAUACAUUAGAAAAUGAAGUUUUAAAUUAUAUAAAAUGUAUUUUUGUAUCAAAUAUUUUAUCAAAUGUAAGAAAUGUAUUUUAUCAAUGUAAUUAUUUAUGAAAUGUACUUUUAAAUUAAAUAAAUAAUUUUU